Micropterus dolomieu (smallmouth bass) is the source of this 2139-nucleotide messenger RNA. RefSeq lists its product as uncharacterized. Gene Ontology annotation, cellular component: external side of plasma membrane. Lineage: Eukaryota; Metazoa; Chordata; Actinopteri; Centrarchiformes; Centrarchidae. The record is from RefSeq and is a predicted model, not a curated record. The transcript has 10 exons. Gene Ontology annotation, biological process: cell surface receptor signaling pathway; cellular response to lipopolysaccharide; T cell costimulation. Bases 13 to 1335 code for a protein of 440 amino acids.
GUCUGAUCCUGAAUGGGGCUGCAGUGUAGGAGGAGGAGGAGGGACAAGGUGUUUCCUUUGUGUGUUUUGGGGAUGUUGCUGUGUCUUCAGAGUGGAGGGGUGUGCAAUGCCGUUCAUAUAGCGCAGAUGGUGAACCUUCAGGUGGAGUACGGGGAGUCAACCAUCUUGCCCUGCAACGGCUCAGCCUACCUAGGGCAGGAAGGGAGUGUCCAUUGGGAGGCGAUGGGAGAGGAUGUGGCAUUCCUGGUGGGAGGGGAGCAAAGACCUGGGGACAAAUUUCAGGGCCGGGUCCAGUUGCCCUCAGAAGACAAGCUCAGGGAAGGAGACUGGUCUGUGGUCCUUCAGCACGCGAUGCUCAGUGACACUGACAUGUAUGAGUGCAUGUGGGAAAGAAGAAGAACGAUAUCAACAGUGUGGCUCACAGUCAUGGCGCCCCGCGUUGACCACUUCCUAGAGGUGCCUGUGGGUACCAUGGUGGAUCUAGCAUGCUAUAUUCAGAUCUCCAGAAGCCAGUCACCCAAUGAUCUGCAGGUCUGGUGGACCAAGAAUGGCAGCCCUAUAGUGUCAACAGGAAAGGAGGCUUUGUACUCUACUGCUGUGGUGUCUAAUGCUGAGGAUUUAUCUCGGAUGGAUCUAUCGGUUGACACUAAAGAAGCAAUUCAUCUUUUUAUCAACCCAACAAUGAUGAGUGACAAUGGAGAAUACCGCUGUUUGUAUAAAACCAGGGAUUAUGAUGAUCCCAAGCCUGGGAUACCAGAGAGUAUCACAUUGACUGUGCUAAGAACAAACCCUACAGCUAUUGUUUUUCAUCCUGAAGAGACAACCACUGGGGUCUGGGUCAGUACUUCACACUUGCUUACAAUACCUUGGACAUCGGAUGUGACGGCUGUAACGGAUUUGAUGGCUGUAACGGAUGUAACGGAUGUAACGGAUUUGACAGAUGUGACGGAUGUGACGGAUUUGACGGAUUUGACGGAUUUGACAGAUGUGACGGAUGUGACGGAUUUGACAGAUGUGACGGAUGUGACGGAUGUUGAAACCACAGAAUCCCCAAUUUAUCGUAUUCCUGUUAUCCUGGAAGAUUCCCCACACUCAAUAAAAGCACGUCUCGACCUCACACUUCAAUUUAAUGAUGUUUUUAUACUAACAGAGUCACAGCCAAUGGAAGGCUCUGAGGAGUCAAUGACAUCAUUUCUAGAUGAAGGCACCCCAGAGACAUCAUCUGAGUCUCUCCAGUGGGACACAAUCCCAUGGAUUCGGAUUGGCCUCAUUGCCGGAGUAUUGCUGGUCACAGUAGUGGUCCUGUGCAUUCUGGGAGCUCUACGGAAAAUUUAAAAUACAAAGCACGAUAAAUGGAUUCCCACUUCUGCCAUUCAGUUGACCCACGUUGUACUACGUAAAGGAUUUGAGUCGGCUUCUGAGCUGGGUACAAGGAAGAGCCUCCUUGUUUGAAGAAAAGGGUUACUGUGGUUGGGCUCACCACAGAUGAACUGGGGUUGGAACUUGACUGAAUGUGGAUAAAGUACAAGCUUUUACCAAGAACAUUUUGCAGCUUGAUAUUUGGUUAAUAGAUUUCUACAAAGACUCAAAUUCUGUAAAUAACCUUCAGUAUAAAGAAACACUACCUGUAGGCAAGCCAUAUGUCAGUCCUUGAGUGUGUUUGUUAGUGUGAAAAUAUAUUUAUGAUGACGUUGGCGGAAGGACCAAGUCCAGAAGAACUCCACGUUGAUGUACUGUAUCAUGGUUUACACUUUUAAAUGGCUGCUGAAUAGGAAUUACCUGUACGACAAUAAUGUGUGUGUUAAAUUCAGUAUAAUGUACAUUAUUAUUGUAAUCAUUCAAAGUUUUCGUAAUUUUUGUCAUUAUAAAACAGGAUUGCACAAUGAAUUGCAGCUGUAGCCCCCAUUAACAAAUAUAAACACGGUCAAUUAUAGUCACCGCUCUGUUGUGUAAAAUAAAUCCGCUAUAAUCAGAAAUACUGUUGUCACGCAUUGUUUAAUGAAUUGUGUGAAAGAGUCUGUGUUGCAUUAACAGCCAAAAGCAGCAACAACAUAGAUCAGAAAACAUGAAAACCUCAUUAAAAUAUGGUCAGUUGUACUUAUAUAAUCUAAUUGAAAUGACAGCCUGUCCUUAAAUAUA